CUUUUCUCAUGACACUUGUGUCUUAUAUCAAAAUGGUGCAGAGUAAACCACUUGCCCAACAUACAAGAGACUACACAGGAGAUUCCUUAAGCCCAAACUCCCUGAUCCCACAAACCUCCAUCCCAUGGCCAUGGAUCUCACAAGCCCAAAAUACUUUCAAGCUCAAUCUAUGUUUGCAUCAAACGGGGAACCUCCAUUAGAGGGCAACACAAGCUUCUAUGGGAAAAGCAAUGACAACCCAUUUGUAGACACCUUCCCUGACCCACUUUGCAAGCUUAAUCUCAAAGAGACUUCUGAUUUUGUCAAGUCAUUUCCAAUGGCAAACAACAUCACAGAAGGCAGAGGCUUUCUUGAGGUUUCAGCUCAGAGGAAAAGAGAUGGAGUGAACUCAGUUACUAGCCAGAGGAGAUUAGAGGCUCCUUCUACUCCCGGUAGACCAGUUUUCAGCUUUAGUACUGUUGGGAAUCAUUCAAGGAAAAGCUUCCCUUCAAAGUGGGAUGAUGCUGAGAAGUGGCUAAUGAGUAGCUCUUGCCAUGACUCUCCUGCUCAUAAUAACAUAAAACCAUCAGACUCCUCAAAGCUCACCAAGCAGUACUGUGAUAACUUUAAGCAACAGGUGGAGAUCUUUGCGGAGAAAUCAAGGGUCACUGAAGAAAAGGUCUCAAAAGUUGUCUCAAGCUUUCAAGGGUCUGCAGCAGCAUCUUUGGACCAACGUAACUCAGUUACAGCUCUCAAUGGGACCUCAGCCUCCACGGAUGUACUUCUAAAAGAUAAAUUCACAGACGACAUAGAAGCCAUUUUGCCCAACUUUAGAUACUCAGAGCCAACCAAAGAGGGGUUCUUAUUCAAAAACUCAGCUGGUGCAACUAUGAAAGAUGCCUGUACAGAUGUGGUUCAUGAGGUACAUCACAGGGAUAUUGGGACAGAAAUGACUCCCCUAGGAAGUUCUACUACUUCUAGGUGCCCCACACCAUUCAAAAGUUCAUCACCUGCACGCCAUAACACGCCUGCAAAUAGGUCAGGACCAUUGACCUUGGAGAACUCUAGCAGCAGCACCAAUAGCACCAUUGACAUUUCCCAGCUGCAAGAGUGCCAUUUAGCUAAGUUACAACUUGGGAAUCAAUAUGAUUCAGUCACGUCAAAUUGGAGCUCAAGGGAAGAGGAGGAAGAGCAAGUAUCAAAGAGCUUGAGGCAUUUUGAGGAAGAUAAUGGGUGCAGGAAAAGUGUUUCAGACUCCAGAGCUGCUGCAUGGGAAGAAGAGGAAAAGACGAAGUGCUGUUUCAGGUAUCAAAGAGAAGAAGCAAAGAUUCAAGCUUGGGUCAACCUACAGAAUGCAAAAGCAGAAGCUCAAUCAAGAAAGCUCGAGGUAAAAAUACAAAGGAUGAAAUCAAACUUGGAAGAGAAGUUGAUGAAGAGAAUGGCAAUUGUUCAUAGAAAAGCUGAAGAAUGGAGAGCGGCAGCACAGCAGCAACACUCUGAGCAAAUAGAGAAGGCCAGUGAACAAGCACGGAAGAUAAUAAGCCGGCAUAACUCAUAUUUUUCUGGCCACAGCUCAUGUGGUUGCUUCCCUUGCAAUAACCAUUAUUGACAAUGAAAUGAAAAAAAGACGACUUUUCCAUUGUGCAUUUCUAGUCUCUCAAUGAAAAGAAGGCUACUAUGGAUUUCA
Quercus lobata is the source of this 1666-nucleotide messenger RNA. RefSeq names its product Remorin family protein. NCBI's taxonomy places the organism in Eukaryota, Viridiplantae, Streptophyta, Magnoliopsida, Fagales, Fagaceae. The record is from RefSeq and is a predicted model, not a curated record. The coding region runs from base 125 to 1588 and encodes 487 amino acids. The transcript is spliced from 5 exons.